AUGUCGUCUUCUGCCAACGGCCACCUUGCCAAUGGCAAGUCAGCUCAACCCCCUGUCCAACCCCCGCUGUCCAGCCUGGUGCAAGUCCAGCCCGCCAGGGCCGAAGAUCUCCAGCCCAGCUAUGCCCAGCAGAUCAAGCAUAGCGACGACAACCCAGAUGCCCAUGGCUGGUAUGCCUCGUUUAUUCACGGCAUCGGUGAAUGUAUUGGCUGUCUGGGCGCUGUUCCCUGCUGUGUUUUCUGUCCCAACCCCUUCAAAUCGGUUGCUCAAGGCGAAGUCGGUUUAAUUAGGCGAUUCGGCCGCUUCGAACGUGCUGUCGAUCCAGGUCUUGUCAAAGUUAACCCUUUAAGCGAGAGAUUGACCACCGUGGACGUGAAAAUUCAAAUUGUCGAGGUCCCUCGCCAGGUCUGCAUGACCAAAGAUAAUGUCACCUUGAACUUGACCUCUGUGAUCUAUUACCACAUCAUCUCGCCUCACAAAGCAGCCUUUGGUAUUGCCGAUGUUCGCCAAGCUUUGAUUGAGCGGACGCAAACAACUCUACGCCAUGUUGUGGGUGCGCGUGUCUUGCAAGAUGUAAUCGAGCGCCGCGAGGAGAUCGCCCAGUCAAUAAGCGAAAUAAUCGAAGACGUCGCUGCCGGUUGGGGUGUCAAAGUUGAAUCCAUGUUGAUCAAGGACAUUAUAUUCAGUAAUGAUUUGCAAGAUUCUCUCUCAAUGGCUGCUCAAUCUAAGCGAAUUGGUGAGAGCAAGGUCAUUGCCGCCCGCGCCGAGGUGGAGUCCGCCAAAUUGAUGCGUCAAGCUGCCGACAUUCUUUCUUCUGCUCCGGCCAUGCAAAUCCGCUAUCUAGAGGCCAUGCAAGCCAUGGCUAAAACGGCCAACAGCAAGGUUAUUUUCUUGCCUGCCCCUGGCCAGAUGGUCUCGCAAUCACUUGCAUUGGCAGAUAAUCUCGGCGAAGGACCAAGCAAAUACCAGACUCAGGGUAACACCUGGGAUGCGAACAAUGAGCACGAUGACGGAUUCCAGCGUGCUGUCAAUGCUCGCGUUGUCGAGAACAUCUAA
Messenger RNA from Talaromyces atroroseus, 1056 nucleotides. RefSeq lists its product as hypothetical. Bases 1 to 1056 code for a protein of 351 amino acids. The record is from RefSeq and is a predicted model, not a curated record. The transcript has 3 exons. Gene Ontology annotation, cellular component: plasma membrane. Lineage: Eukaryota; Fungi; Ascomycota; Eurotiomycetes; Eurotiales; Trichocomaceae.